UAUAAACACUAACGCCAAAACCAAACCCUACCCUACCCUCUCCCUCCCGUCUGCUCUGCGGAUGAUCUCGAGCACUCUCAUUUCUCGCUCUCCUUUCUUGUUGGUCGAUUUGAAGACACCUCUACAACUCAACAGCCGACGCCACAGCGAUUCUCGUCCCAUAAUUGUAGCCAUGAAGGUGCGAUCAUCUGUGAAGAAGAUGUGUGAGUUUUGUCAGAUUGUUAAACGCCGUGGUCGUGUAUAUGUAAUUUGUAGUUCCAAUCCUAAGCACAAGCAACGGCAAGGCAUGUCAACAUUUGCAUAUGAAGGAUCCACGUCUGCAGAGACUAGCUCCAAGCAGCAGAUUGCACCCAGUCACCAUGUGGGGCUAGGUCUGGCUUCUAUCAUCCCCAAAAAACAUGAAGCUUCGAUGAUAUAUGGAUGGAGUGCAAACCUUGCAUCUCUCCUUUUUAAACAAGGACAUUAACAUAGGAAUAUACAACGGAACUAUUGAGGUUGAUGAUCGACUGAUAAUGUUGCUUUUGGGCUACCUUUGACUCUUGUUUCAAUUUGUCAUAGAAUUCAUUGUUGUCUUGGAAAUUUAGUUUUGCUGUUUUGCCAAAUAUUCAUAUUAAUAAACUUUCUUUCUUAGAGAUGAUCUUAUGGUAAAUGGUGUAAACAUAACAUGAGAAACAUGGGAUGCCUUAGAUGUUGUCAAGCUCUGUCUAAUUUUGUAUGUCAACUGAGAAGGCAAUCCUAUGAAAUGAAAGCAGUAGGAAAGUGGAACUUGGAAUCUGCUCGACUGCUUCUUAAGCUAAUCUCCAUGUGGACGUGUAUCGUUUUCUGGCUUCUUC
Molecule: messenger RNA, 833 nt
Organism: Hevea brasiliensis (rubber tree)
Lineage: Eukaryota; Viridiplantae; Streptophyta; Magnoliopsida; Malpighiales; Euphorbiaceae
Exons: 3
Coding region: 62-466 (134 amino acids)
Biological process (GO): translation
Cellular component (GO): ribosome
Molecular function (GO): structural constituent of ribosome
Source: RefSeq, a predicted model, not a curated record